AGUUGAUCGGACACUACGGAGUGAGUGAGUCCUGGAGGGAAGGAGGAGAUGCGCCUCAGGAAGAGGAGGAGGAGAUGUUUCUGCAGGAGAAUCCUGAGACUUAGCGAUAAGAAUUAAAGGUGUCGCAGGGAAUGUUUUUAGUGACAGCUUCAAGUUUAGAAAGUGGACGUGUUGUUCAGAGCUGGAGUUAAAAAGCGCAGGAUGAGACCAGGAGGAGAGGAUCUAGACUCGGACAUCACGUUAGUGUUUGCGUGAUUGACAGUUUUCCACCAUGGAGGAGAAGUUCAACAGACUCAUCUUCAUCCCCAUCGCAGCGGUGCUCUUCUUAAUGAUCGGCUACCAAUAUGUGUGCCCUGCAGACAGCAACACCUGCUUCUUCAGCAGUGAGGAGCCGGGGCUUGUCGAGCGAUACUCCGGCUCAGGGUUCCACUUAGUUUACACGGAGCCGGACGCGGACGAGGAGGAGCUCCAGUCCAAGAUCACGGCCAGGUUUAACUUCACGGAUCGGGAGCUGGACCGACACGUCGACUUCAACAUCCGCGGAGAUGAUGUGAUGGUGUUCCUGCACAUCCAGAAGACCGGCGGCACCACCUUUGGGCGCCACCUGGUGAAGAACAUCCAGCUGGAGCAGCCGUGCGACUGCAUGCCCGGCCAGAGGAAGUGCACCUGUCACCGGCCCGGCAAAGCCGAGUCGUGGCUCUUCUCCCGGUUCUCCACGGGCUGGAGCUGCGGGCUGCACGCGGACUGGACCGAGCUGACGAGCUGCGUGCCGGUGGUGAUGAACAAGAGGGACAAGAAGAGUAAGAUCAAGAGGAAUUUCUACUACAUCACCAUGCUGCGUGACCCUGUGUCUCGUUACCUCAGUGAGUGGAAGCACGUGCAGCGCGGUGCCACUUGGAAAACAGCCCUCCACAUGUGCGACGGCCGCCCGCCCACUCAGGACGAGCUGCCCGCCUGUUACAACGGCGAGGACUGGACAGGCGUGCCCCUGGCAGACUUCAUGAACUGUCCCUCCAACCUUGCCAACAACCGGCAGGUGCGCAUGCUGGCCGACCUCAGCCUGGUAGGCUGCUACAACAUGUCCUCAAUGAGCGAGCUGGAUCGGGGCCACAUGUUGCUCGCCAGCGCCAAGGCCAACCUGCGCAACAUGGCGUUCUACGGCCUGACGGAGUUCCAGCGCAAGACGCAGUACCUGUUCGAGCGGACGUUUGGCCUGCGCUUCAUCCGCGCCUUUACGCAGAUCAACAGCACCCGUGCGGCCAGUGUGGGGAUCAGCGAGAAGGUGCGGUGGCGCAUAGAGGGGCUGAACGCCCUCGACAUGGAGCUGUAUGAGUACGCCAAGGAGCUCUUCCUGCGGCGCUACCAGUACAGCCGGCAGAAGCAGCACCAGGAGGAGCGGCUGAGGAGGAGGCAGGAGAGGCAGCACAGGCAGCAGCUGCACAGGACCUAUCUGUCUGAGCUGUGGAGACUUGGAGGAGGAGGCAAGGAGGAAGAGGAGGAGGAGGAGGAGGAGAAGGUGCUGGAGAAUGUAGCCACUACAGAGGACUACAGCAGCCAGGUGGUGCGGUGGUGAGAAGAACCUGGACGCACUGACUGACUCAUUCUGCUUUACUCGCCUCCCUCCAUCUCCCCAUGUCUCGCCUCUGCUGUCAAUCUGCCAAAACCUCUGAAUGCUUAGUCUGACUGCCGAAUGGUGUCUUAAUAUUUACAAUGGGUGUAUUUGUCAUGGCAACAUAAACAUUUUGAGUGUUUUCUGUUUCUUAUGGUUAUUUUGGCUCUGCAGUUGUGAAAUGUGUUGAUUUAUUUAUUAGCAAGAGCUUUGGAAGUUCUCAAAGCAGUGGAACAAUUCUUAAACUUCAUUGAAAAAUACAAUGGGGGGGAAAAAAAAAAGUCUUUCUGAAUUUUAGAAUAUUUUCAAAAUGGAAAAUAACUGGAAGGAUCUUCAGUGUCAUAUUUGUUUAGCGCCGUGUCAAGCAGUGAAAUCUUGUAGUUACUCUGUGGUGUUUGGCUUCAUGAGGAUAUCAAAACACAAACUUGGCAAUGGUCUGCAGUAUUUUCUCUAUGUGACUGAUUGAGCUGCAGUGUACCGACACAGUCAAGGCAAUUUCUCGCAGGAAAUGUGUUCAAUAAAACCAUGCAGCAUCCAGUGAUGUAAA
Solea senegalensis (Senegalese sole) is the source of this 2156-nucleotide messenger RNA. Its product is annotated as heparan-sulfate 6-O-sulfotransferase 3-B-like. The record is from RefSeq and is a predicted model, not a curated record. NCBI's taxonomy places the organism in Eukaryota, Metazoa, Chordata, Actinopteri, Pleuronectiformes, Soleidae. Bases 272 to 1573 code for a protein of 433 amino acids. Gene Ontology annotation, molecular function: heparan sulfate 6-sulfotransferase activity. Gene Ontology annotation, cellular component: membrane. The transcript has 2 exons.